Cyprinodon tularosa is the source of this 2627-nucleotide messenger RNA. Its product is annotated as TRPM8 channel-associated factor homolog. The transcript is spliced from 11 exons. The coding region runs from base 1 to 2229 and encodes 742 amino acids. NCBI's taxonomy places the organism in Eukaryota, Metazoa, Chordata, Actinopteri, Cyprinodontiformes, Cyprinodontidae. The record is from RefSeq and is a predicted model, not a curated record.
AUGCUCAAUAGUGGUUGUGAAGAGCCGAAGAGGUUACAUAAAGUUACAGCAGUGGCAGGAAUCUACUUUUCUGCUCAGUCUGGAAAAGCAGAAAAAUUGCCCAUUUACCCUGAGAUCCCAACCUCCUGGAAAGCUGUACGGUGUGGUUUGGACUUUAAAGAAGAUCUGGAUUUCUUGCUGAAAGGGAUUUCAGAGUUUGACAUCCAGUGUGGAUCAAUUGCCUCUGCAGCUCUGGUCCAUGGUCCCCUAGCUUUUCCCAUCUGUACCACGGAUAAGGGAGAGGCGUUCCUUGCAGGAUCCUACUUUGGGCUGGGACGCGUCAUUUUGGUGACACAUGAGGGCUUCUUACAACACGAGAAGCUGGCAUCAUUUUGGAAGAAUGCAUUCCAUUGGUUGGACCAAGGCAGGGACGGAGUUGUUGGAUUUGAGCAGGGCAUCCAGACUUUACCCAACUUGGGGUUAAAGUGUGAGACCACAGAGUUCAGACAGGAUCUUAGCGUGUUUGUGUGUCCACCAUACAGUAGCGUAGAUUCUGAGACGAUCCAAAAGUUUGUGGCAGAGGGAGGAGGACUGGUGAUUGGGGGACAUGUCUGGAACUGGGCUGCAACAAACACUGGGAAAAACCCCAUGAAGGAUUUCUCAGGAAACAAGAUCCUGAACAAAACGGGCUUGAGCUUGUUGAAAGAAACCAUAACAUCAGGCGUCUACAAAGCUCCUGAUCCAAGCCAGGUCAACAACUUCCAGUUCCGUCAUCUUCUGCAUCGCUUUGCUGAAUAUGUUCUGGAAGGCGCAGAACUCAGCAAGCAAGAUGAAGAGCAUCUUAAGAGGCUGGGAGGAGAUUGUGCCUCCUUCCUAAGGAUGAAGGCUUAUGACAGUUUCUGCUACGUAGAGAUUAUGUCGCUCCUGACUGACAUCCUGAAGAAAGGGGGAAUACCCAAGGUGAGUGAGAAGAUCUCAGUGAAGAGUCCCAAAGACCACAUGCUCCUCAGCCUGGCAUCAGAUGUCUACGAGGCUUCUCUAAACAAGGAGGAGCUUCUGCCACAGAUCAUCAAGGUCGAUCCAGUACCUGUGGUCAAGAACCAAAGCAUCAAGAUCCAGGCCCAAACAGGAGAAAAUGAGGAGUGGAUCAGUACAGGCCUGUACCUCUCUCCUGGCAUGAAGACAAAGAUUAUCUUACCGCCAAAGCUUGUUAACACUGGAUGGAAGAUCCAGAUAGGCUGUCAAAGUGAUGAGCUGUAUAAAGAGGAGUUAUGGAGAGCGCCGUAUGUGAUCAAGAGGUUCCCCGUUACAACAGAGAGGAUGCAGGUGUGUAACAUGUGGGGGGGACUCAUCUACCUGCUGGCGCCACGUGACGUAAAGGUGGAGGAGGAAAUCGUGGUUGAGGAGGCAGUAUCUGCUCCUUAUUACAAGUCUGGUGUGACAAAAGAAGCAGAUUGGUCCUCUCUGCGCAAAGCUCCGGCCCCCUGGGCAGAGAUGGAGUUUGACAACAUCAUCCUCACUGUACCGUCGCACAUCGUUCGAGACCUGGAGAGCCCUCUGGAGGUGGGGAAAAUCUGGAAUGACAUCAUGAAGGGUGUUGCAGAUCUGGCUGUCAUUCCACAAAAAUUCAUCCGCAAAGAGCGCAUUGUGGCUGAUGUGCAAAUUUCUGUGGGUUACAUGCAUGCAGGUUAUCCUGUCAUGAUGCACUCAAAUGUAGCAAAAAGGACCCUCGACGCAGAGUAUAUCAAGACCAAUGGUCUGUGGGGAGAACUUCAUGAACUGGGACACAACCAACAGAGAAGCUGCUGGGAGUUCCCCCCCAACACCACAGAGGCAACAUGUAACCUGUGGCCGCUGUAUAUUAAUGAGGAAGUGCUAGGAGUCAGCAGGGCAAAGGCUAAUGACGUGACACCAGAGUAUAGAGAAAAAUGCAUCAGAGAAUACGUUGAAGGGGGCAGAAAGUUCAGUGACUGGUACACAUGGACUGCUCUGGAAACUUACAUGGAGCUCCAGGACAAAUUUGGCUGGGACACCUUUAAAAAGGUGUUUGCAAUUUACCAUGAAAUGAAGACCUACCCCAGAGACAACGAGGGAAAGAUUAACCUGUAUGCUGAGACUUUCUCCAGAGCUGUUAAAAUGAACCUGACUGGAUUCUUCAAAGCCUGGGGAUGGCCCAUUAAACAGGACACCGAGAAGAAACUGUCUGACCUUCCUCUCUGGACCGAUCACCCCAUGGCCCAGUAUGCCUAGAAAUCCCAAUCAGAGCUGGUUUAAAAUAACAGAUCCACUUUCUUUUAAUAUGGUUAGUAUACUGCGGGCAUUAUUUAGGCAUAUCCAAAUGAAGAAAUGUAAUAAAUCCUGUUUCAGUUAUAUUAGAUUGUAUUUCUGAUAUCAAAUAUAUCUUUGAGAAAAUGAAAACCUUACUUAACGGGACAGUUAAAGAAUAAGACACAUUUUAAGAACUAUGCUGAGUACGCAAGGAAGCACAGUAAAACAUCUAUUCAACCUCAAGAUUGUACCAGUACUGUUAAAACACAAUGAUUGCUUCAUGAAGGUUCAGAAAUGUAGCUCUGGUAUUUCUCCUUUGCUAUGGGAUUUUUUUUUCAGGGGGACAUGAAAUACAAUAAAUAUGAGCUCCAAUUAAAUAU